CCUCUAACCCAGGCUGAGAGUAGCUGCCGUUUCUGAGAAGACGAUUCGUCAGGAGACGCUUGGCGCGGUUUUCCUUUUCUCUCCCCUCUGCGGGCCCUGGUCGUACUUCAGCUGUGCCUAGAGUGUGGUGUGUUCUCGUCUGUCUGCCUGUCUCUCCGCAGAAGGUGCCUGUCGUUGGCCCAGUAGUUCCCUGUCGAAAGUGCCGGCCCCCGCGCCGGCACCGGCCGUAGCCGGGUGGGAAGGCUCAAGAUGGCGUGCCUGUUGGAGACCCCAAUCCGCAUGAGCGUCCUCUCGGAAGUAACAGCUAGCAGUCGCCACUAUGUUGACAGGCUAUUUGACCCUGAUCCCCAGAAAGUUCUACAAGGUGUCAUAGACAUGAAAAAUGCUGUAAUUGGGAACAACAAGCAGAAAGCCAAUCUCAUUGUUUUAGGAGCUGUUCCAAGAUUGUUGUACUUGCUUCAGCAAGAAACCUCAAGUACAGAGCUGAAAACUGAAUGUGCAGUGGUAUUAGGAAGUCUUGCUAUGGGUACUGAAAACAAUGUCAAGUCUCUUCUAGAUUGCCAUAUUAUCCCUGCCUUACUGCAAGGACUACUGUCUCCAGACCUAAAGUUCAUUGAAGCUUGUCUUCGCUGCCUGCGCACCAUCUUCACCAGUCCUGUCACACCAGAGGAGCUACUGUAUACAGAUGCCACGGUGAUACCGCACCUCAUGGCGCUGCUUAGCAGGUCCCGCUACACCCAGGAGUACAUCUGUCAGAUCUUCUCACACUGCUGUAAAGGUCCAGAUCAUCAAACUAUUUUAUUUAACCAUGGUGCAGUUCAGAAUAUUGCUCACCUACUAACCUCAGUAUCUUACAAAGUUCGAAUGCAAGCACUGAAAUGCUUCUCAGUUUUAGCUUUUGAAAACCCCCAGGUAUCGAUGACCCUGGUAAAUGUUUUGGUUGAUGGAGAAUUGUUACCACAAAUUUUUGUGAAGAUGUUACAGAGGGAUAAGCCUAUUGAGAUGCAGCUGACAUCAGCAAAAUGUUUAACUUACAUGUGUAGAGCUGGAGCAAUUCGGACAGAUGACAACUGUAUUGUAUUAAAGACACUGCCUUGUUUGGUUCGAAUGUGCAGUAAGGAGAGAUUACUAGAGGAGAGAGUUGAAGGAGCUGAGACACUCGCCUAUCUGAUUGAACCAGAUGUUGAGCUACAGAGAAUCGCUAGCAUAACUGAUCACCUCAUUGCCAUGCUUGCUGAUUAUUUCAAGUAUCCCAGCUCAGUGAGUGCCAUCACUGAUAUUAAAAGGCUUGAUCAUGACUUAAAACAUGCUCAUGAACUCCGCCAGGCUGCAUUCAAGCUCUAUGCCUCUCUAGGAGCAAAUGAUGAAGACAUCCGGAAGAAGAUCAUUGAGACUGAAAAUAUGAUGGACCGAAUUGUGACUGGCUUGUCUGAGUCUAGUGUCAAGGUGCGGUUAGCUGCCGUCAGAUGUUUGCACAGUUUAUCUAGAUCUGUGCAGCAGCUUCGAACCAGUUUCCAGGAUCAUGCUGUGUGGAAACCUUUAAUGAAGGUUUUACAAAAUGCACCAGAUGAAAUCCUAGUAGUAGCAUCUUCCAUGCUAUGUAACCUUCUUCUUGAAUUUUCUCCAAGCAAAGAGCCAAUUUUAGAGUCUGGAGCUGUAGAACUACUUUGUGGAUUAACCCAAAGUGAAAAUCCCGCUUUGCGAGUAAAUGGAAUUUGGGCGUUAAUGAAUAUGGCAUUUCAAGCUGAACAAAAAAUAAAAGCAGAUAUUUUACGAAGCUUGAGUACUGAACAGCUAUUCCGGUUAUUAUCAGAUUCAGAUUUGAAUGUGCUGAUGAAGACAUUGGGACUUCUUAGAAAUCUCCUCUCUACUCGGCCUCAUAUAGAUAAAAUAAUGAGUACUCAUGGAAAGCAAAUUAUGCAAGCUGUCACCCUUAUUCUGGAAGGGGAACAUAACAUUGAGGUCAAAGAACAGACACUGUGCAUCCUAGCCAACAUAGCAGAUGGGACAACAGCAAAAGAACUUAUUAUGACCAAUGACGACAUCCUGCAGAAAAUCAAGUAUUACAUGGGUCAUUCACAUGUGAAACUGCAGCUUGCCGCUAUGUUUUGUAUAUCAAACCUCAUAUGGAAUGAAGAGGAAGGUUCACAAGAACGCCAGGAUAAAUUACGGGACAUGGGCAUCGUAGAUAUUCUACACAAACUGAGUCAGUCACCGGAUUCAAACCUUUGUGACAAGGCAAAGAUGGCACUGCAGCAGUACCUGGCGUGAUGGGAGCGCCCUGGGCACCUGCAAGCAUCCCACAUCCUUGUUAAAGGAAGUACAGGAACUAGCCUCAUUUGAUUCCUUCUAUUUGCACAAGUCACCUUGGACUGCAGGGAGCUGUUUUGCAAAAGCAAUUUGGUAGGCUUAGAUCUCAAAUUCAUCUUGAGAACAUUUUUUUGAGGUAGUAAUUUCCUCAGAGGACUAUUGUGUUUGUUUUGUUUUUUUCUGAGCUACCUGGACUCUUUAUUAGAACAAUCAAUCAUUUUCCUUUGGACCUACAAUUUUUUGCCUAUGCUGCAGCCACUUUGUGAGUGAGAAUGAAUGUGUCUGUGCACACAGAGGUGUGUGUGUGUGUGUGUGUGUGUGUGUGCACGUGGGUCAAAAUGAAUGGGUGUGUGUGUGAGGGAUACCUCAAAUUUUUCUUUUCUUAUUUUGUGUGAAAAUCUCUUUUCUACAGAUUUUCCAGGGUUUAAGCAUUGCUUGCUGUAUAAAAAACUUUACUGAAUUAUAUACAGUUUGAAUGAAAUGUUAUUUUAAAAACAAAACAAUUGUUAAGUGUUCCAUAAAGGUUAUGUUGAAUUUUGGUCAGAUGAAUAUUUGUAAGUAAAAAAAUAUAUGCAUUUCUGAACCUCAACUUACAUAGAUUUUCUUUAUAAAAAAAAAAAAUUUAAAAAACCACAAAAAAAAAAAAAAAGAAAGAAAGAAAAAGAAAAAAGGUUGGCUGUAGUUGGCCUGAAUAACAGGCAUGAUAUAUGGUGCUGUGCAAAAUAGUAAGCUAGCAUCUUACUGCCGUCAAUAUCAGCAGGUACAGAGCCUCUUUUCAGCCUAAUUCAAUAAGCUCUCAGGCUUCCAAGUCAGAUGGACAGGGUGGAGUGGAGUGAGGCAACAAAUUCACCAUAGGAUUUUUGAACUAUCAAGGGGAAAUAGAACUACUGAUAGUGAAAGCCCAGCCCUGACUCUGGCAGGCUACACUUGACCAGAACCGGGCACCAAGAGCCUCCCAACUGCCCUAAAUCUUGUCAUUGGUGUAGCAAUAUCUGGCAGGAUUUAGAGCCAGUCAUGGAACCUUAUGCUCAAACUAAAGUAGGUCAUCACUUCUGGAAACAAAGUCCGAUCACCUUGUGCUUCCUGAAACAGCAUAUAUCACUGUGAAACUAAAGAAUGCUCUACAGACUCAUCUGUAGAAAGAAGCAAAGAACAGGAUAGUUUAGAAAGCUGUUUUUCUCUUAGCUAUACUCAGCUAAUUCUACUAGUCACUCAGGACCGCUAUUCAGUGUGCUUUUGUAAAGUGAGAUCAAAAUUUGAGUGAGACAUGUGGCUGAGAUCUUUUCCUGCAUGAAGCCCAAAGCACUGAAGUUUGAGCGAGGGAAAGGGACUCUCCCCCGAGGAUGGAAGAUGAUGGCUUCUUUUCCAGUGAGUGCUACUUCACCCUUCUGCAGCCCUUAGCUUGGCACCUGGCUCCAGCUUCUGGGUCAGCUUCAAGGUGAACUCAACAGAGGUUGCUCUUGACUGUUGGAGGAACAACCAGCCUUCCUUUCCUUUGCUAAAAGAAGUUCAGAGGCGUUGUGGCCCGGAAGCUUGCCAUGAGUGUGUGCUACUGGCAGAGCCCCAAGCCUACCAGCCACUCCUGAUGGGAUUGCUCACAGCGCAGCCACCCCAUCACCAACCUGCACCUUCCUUGGAGGAUUUAAAUAUGUUUGAUUGCAAAUGAAUGUUUUUAAGUGUAUUUAAUGCAAUUUUUCCUGUUCUCAACAUGACCACCCAAGAUUCAAACACAGAGAUUUCCAAGUUGUUUUUUUUUCCCCCCCCGAACAUCACCAAUUUAAAAAUCUGUCAUGAGAGAGACUUGGGUUUUAUGCAGCCAUCAGAGUGCUAGUGUGAGAAUACCAGUUUAAAGAAAAUGGAGUUUAUUGGGAAUAAAGCAUUAUUUAGGCCCACUCAUUGAUACUUCUAGUACUGAGAAAAAUAUUGUUGGUUGGCAUUUGUAACACAGAACACUAUAGAGUUGGUAUUUAAAGGUACCAGGUAAAUAUUAAAAGAAACCAAUAAUGAAUUGCUGAGACAAUCUUGAACCCAGAUAGCAUUAGAAAGCUGAAAGCCCAAUGAAAUAACACUUUCACACUUAAACUCUGUGAUAAAUCUUGCCUGUGGCUAUAAAACAGAUAGUCAAAGAAAAAGUGCUUUACUAUAAUUAACUUUUCUGAUUUGAAUGAAGGAAAAAUGUAUUUAUUAAAACAGGUGUUUGCUGCUUUAGACAGGUGCAGUGUUCAGUCAGCAAGGAGGUGGGAGGAAUGGGGCGUGGCCUGUGUCUCCACCCGAGUCCUUCACUAAGCUUCUCGCUCUCUCUAAUACUGCAUUCUGUUUCUCCUUUUGUGCCCUGAUUGUAACCCAAAAUUUAUGAACUAGAAAAGAAUGUCCAAUUUAAUAAGUUGCAUUUUUUUUUUCCUUAAGCACUUUAUGCAGAACAAUACAUGUUCUUCUGGUAGUGUUUGGAUAAUAUGAUUUUAACACAUGCUAAUAAAAGCCAAGAAAACAAAUCAUGGCAACUUCU
Canis lupus familiaris (dog) is the source of this 4816-nucleotide messenger RNA. RefSeq names its product armadillo repeat containing 8 (gene ARMC8). The transcript has 22 exons. The record is from RefSeq and is a predicted model, not a curated record. Bases 250 to 2271 code for a protein of 673 amino acids. Gene Ontology annotation, cellular component: GID complex. NCBI's taxonomy places the organism in Eukaryota, Metazoa, Chordata, Mammalia, Carnivora, Canidae. Gene Ontology annotation, biological process: proteasome-mediated ubiquitin-dependent protein catabolic process. Gene Ontology annotation, molecular function: protein binding.